Rhinichthys klamathensis goyatoka is the source of this 2015-nucleotide messenger RNA. It is a transcript of the gene sla2a, whose product is annotated as Src like adaptor 2a. Gene Ontology annotation, molecular function: protein binding. Bases 767 to 1543 code for a protein of 258 amino acids. Lineage: Eukaryota; Metazoa; Chordata; Actinopteri; Cypriniformes; Leuciscidae. The record is from RefSeq and is a predicted model, not a curated record. The transcript has 8 exons.
CAUUAAUCCGUAACCAUUUUUUAACAUAAUAAUUCUUAAUCAAAACAUGAAUUGAUGUACACAUGGAAUGACAGCUGUAUAUGAGUAUGAAAUAGUGUCUGACAAAGUCACUGUCCACUGAUUCUCAAUUACUAAAUAAAGUUAGAUCAUGGAAAAUAACACUGGUCAUGCAUUUUUUCCUUAAGACAUUUAUAACUGCUAUACUUUUGCUUUCAAAAUAGUAUAUUAUUUUCAGAACCACUCAAGAAACAACCUCUCAACGGUAUGCCUAUAGGAGACGGAAGAUCAAGUCGCAAAGUUUCCAACCACACAUGUACUUUAUUUGCCCCUCACCUCAAGCAGCACUUCUCAGGUUGUGGUUACACUAUUUUUACCAGUCUCUGUGCCAAGAAAAUGUUAGAAGCUCAAAGUUAUCACGUACACACAAAAUUACCUUCAUGAAUGAUAUAGCAUUUGCUUAACUUUCACCUAUAUGUACAAUCUAUAUGUCUAUAUCCAUUCUAUGUAGAAGUCCUUAGUCCCUUACAACAGUUUUAUUCUGACUGUUGUAUGAUUUAUGGAUUUGUAAAGUCUAUUAGCACAGGAAAUCUAAUUUGCAUGUUGGUUAGUUCACCACAACUACUCAACAGAGCACUGAAGUCAAUUCACACGCACAACAGACAACAGAGGAUAAAGGUCGCGUCAACACCGUUGUGCACUCAUCUAGUGAUGUUGGGUUUUCAGGCUGGAUUCUGUCAUAAAAUCAGAAAAUGGUGAUAAAAUAACGAUGGGGUGUCUAACAAGCAGACUGUGGCGUCGAUCUGCUGUUCACAGACUGGAGGAUCCUGUAUUGACGUCUGAUGGGUGUUUGACUGCAGGAAAUCACAUGCACAUGGCAGUGGCUUUAUGCAACUUUCCACCCCACAGGUCUGAUGUACAUACUAUAUUUUUAGGAGACAGACUGAACAUUAUAUCCGAAGAUGAUGACAUGUUGAGGGUUAGUUCUACAUCAACUGGCACAGCGUUUUUCAUUCCUCACACGUACAUUUCCAAAGUGUACAAUCGCUGGCUGUUUGAAGGGAUCACCAGGAGAAAUGCAGAACAACUUCUUAUGCUGCCUCAAAACUACUCUGGAUGUUUUCUAAUUCGGGAAAGCCAGUCAUGCCCUGGUUCCUACUCACUCUCAAUACGACAAGAUAGAGACCAUGUGCACAAUGUAAAGCACUACAGAAUCCAUCAGCUCGACAACAACUGGUUCUAUAUCCACCAUAACCGUACCUUCUCCACUCUCACCCAGCUGGUAGACUAUUACUCACGACCUUUUAAUGGAACGUACUGUCAGCUGACUGAACCUUGCUUACUUCAUGACUCGAACACAACUGUAGCGCAUAUACCUUCACCAAUAGCAUUCCAGAGGUCCAAUCUUAACUGGAAAGAUCUGUCUAGGUCGAUGAUUCAAAGGCAGUUAAAGGGGACGGAUCACGAGAGUCUGGUUAGUGAAGGACUUCGAGAGUCUAUGAAUUCAUAUUUUUACAUCACAGAGGAGUUGAGCUGUGAGGACUGAGUGACAUCCAACAAAGAACAGAUAUUGAUUUACAUCAUUUAGCCUUAAUAAUAGAUGUUUGAUGGGCAUUUUGACCACGACGCUCUGUCCUGUACAAAAACAUUCUUAAGCCUGAUUAAUGAUCAUGGUAACACUUUACAAUAUGGUCUCAUUUGUUAACAUUAGUUUAUGUGUAAACUAACAUCAAUAUCGAGGAAUAUUUUUUUUACAGCAUCUAUUAACCUUUGUAAACGUUUUAUGUUCAUGUUAGUUCACAGUGCAUUACUCAUGUUGACAGAUACAACUUUUGAUCUUAAAAAUGUAGUAGUAAAUGUUGAGAUUAACAUUAACUGAUUAAUAAAUGCAGUAGAAUUAUUGUUCAUUCUUAGUUCAUGUUAGCUAAUGUAGUUAACUAAUGUUAACAAAAGAAACUUUAUUGUAUAAUCUUUUGUUAUUUAUUUAAUGAUCAUUUUGGUUUUAAUUUAAUUUAAUU